Neoarthrinium moseri is the source of this 1179-nucleotide messenger RNA. RefSeq lists its product as uncharacterized. The record is from RefSeq and is a predicted model, not a curated record. NCBI's taxonomy places the organism in Eukaryota, Fungi, Ascomycota, Sordariomycetes, Amphisphaeriales, Apiosporaceae. The transcript is spliced from 3 exons. Bases 1 to 1179 code for a protein of 392 amino acids.
AUGGUCCGCUCGUUCGUUCUUCCUUUGCUUGCCGCUGCCGGCAUUGUGUCGGCCGCUACCCUCCCGCGCGACAACGUGGACUGCACUGGUGUCAACGCUAUCUCGCCAAAAUGCCGGUCCAAUGAGGUCAAGUACACGCGAGACGUCUACUACGUUGGUGGCCGCCUUAUCAGCACGGCAACUGGUAACAUCACUGCUGAUCAACUGUAUGUUGAGAAGCUCACUCCCACUUGUGGCGUUAAGCACCCCAACCCACUUGUCUUCUUCCAUGGUGGUGCUGUGUCCGGUGUUACUUGGCUGAACACCCCUGAUGGACGUAAAGGCUUCGCCUCUCAUUUCAUCGAGAAGGGUUAUCAGGUCUAUCUUCUGGACCACACUGGUGUUGGACGAUCCUCUCAGGAGGCUACGUCAGAGUAUACACUUUGGAACUCUACUGGCGUUGAGUCUGUUCAAGCCGGUUUCACUGCUCCCGAACUUAACCCGACCUAUCCUCAGGCUACCUUGCACACUCAAUGGCCUGGCACAGGCCAGAAGGGCGACCCUUACUUUGACCAGUUCAGCAAGGGUGUAAUUCCUUUCACCAGCAACUGGACUAUGGGAGAGCUUUCUAUGCGUGCCUCUGGAUGCAAGUUGCUUUCACUGAUUGGCCCAUCAUACCUCAUAUCCCACUCUUCUGGUGCUCAAUACCCCAUUCUUCUCUCCAACGACUGUCCAGACCUUGUCGCUGGUAACAUCAACUUGGAGCAUUCGACGCAACCCUUCUGGAACUACGGUUCUGCCCUUAACAGCGGGUCUUCGAUUCGCCCGUGGGGGUUGGCAAACACUCCCUUGACUUAUGAUCCCCCGGUGACCAACUCUUCUGAAUUAUCCAAGGAAUGGGAUGGUGAAGAUACGCUUGCGAAGCGCAGAUGUUACAUCCAGACCGAGCCGGCGCGCAAGUUGCCUCAGAUCGCCAAAGUACCAUACCUAUGCACGACUGGCGAGGCUAGUGUUCAUGCUACCUACGAUCACUGUGUUAUCAAUUACCUGAACCAAGCUGGUGUUAAAACCGACUGGAUCAAGCUUGGAGAAGUCGGCAUCCAUGGCAACGGCCACUUUGGACAUCUCGAGCUUAAUAACCUGGAGAUCGCCAGUGUUGUUGAGCAGUGGAUCCAGUACCAGGACCGACAGAAGCGAUAG